This is a messenger RNA of Rhincodon typus (whale shark), 841 nucleotides long. RefSeq names its product translocase of outer mitochondrial membrane 7 homolog (yeast) (gene tomm7). The transcript is spliced from 3 exons. Gene Ontology annotation, cellular component: mitochondrial outer membrane translocase complex. The coding region runs from base 74 to 241 and encodes 55 amino acids. Gene Ontology annotation, biological process: protein import into mitochondrial matrix. The record is from RefSeq and is a predicted model, not a curated record. Lineage: Eukaryota; Metazoa; Chordata; Chondrichthyes; Orectolobiformes; Rhincodontidae.
UUUCUGUUUGCGAUUUUCCUUUCCGCUGAAGCAUUUCCUGCUGCCGGCAGCGUGUAGGGAAAGCCGAGCAAGGAUGGUCAAAAUGAGUAAAGAGGCUAAGCAGCGGCUGCAGCAGGUAUUCCGCUGCGGACAGUUCGUCAUCCGCUGGGGAUUCAUCCCGACCAUCCUGUACCUGGGUUUUAGGAGAGGCAGCGACCCAGGCAUGCCAGAACCUAGUCUUCUAAGUUUGCUGUGGGGAUGAAAACAGUACAGAAGAUCUACAUUUCCAUUUUGAAUUGAAGCACUCUGAGGAAAAUUGGGAAGAAGAGACCAUUGCAGUUGGAUGGUUCAAUGCCUGUGUUCACUAUUUUACUGAUCUAUAGUAAUAGAAUUUCCAGUGGGAUAGUUACGGACUGUCUUGUUUUCCUAUAUAAAAGAAUUAGCUGCAUUUGUGGCUGCAGUGUUUCAGUUUAUGUAACCUAUUACAAGUAAUAUUUUUUAUUGGGAAGGAAAAAAAGAGAAACCUUGUCCAAAAAUGGCCGGAUAAAAUUUGCAUCAUGCAUGUCUGUUGGUUUCCUUGGUUUAAAAGCUAAAUAAGCACAUCUUCAAAAUGUGAAGCUAAGCUGUAUAAACCUGCAUACAGUGAAGAAUCUAACUAUUGAGUUUUUAACAUAAUGGAUUUAAUUCUAGAGUACUAAUUCCUCGAUAUACUUUAUUUAAAAGUGUUGUAAUUUUCAAAUUCAUGACGUACUUUAUAAAUUUUGCUUUGAGAUUUGACAAUUGCAAUGGAAAUGUGAAAUGGAUAUUUGUCAGUUCGAUUACUUUUCAUUAAACCGACAAUAAACUCAUUGAUCUUGUGUAA